GGGCGGGGGCGGAGGAGCGGCUGCGGGAGAAGGGAGGGACCAGAGAAGAGAGACGAGAGGGCUCCCGACCCAGUUCGCCGACUAAGCAGAAGAAAGACCAAAAAACGGGAAAGAGAAGCGCAAAGAGGCACUUCAAGAACAGUCCUCUCGCCUGCUGGCCCGCAGCGCUCUAGGAAUCCAAAGUCGGUGCCUCCGGAAGACAAAGGCGCCCCCGAGGGAGUGGCGGCGCGACCCCAAGGCGAGGGCCCCGCCGCGGAGCCCGCCCAGCCCGGCUGCCCCGACGGUCGCGGACCAUGUCUCCCGCCCCACGACCCUCCCGCAGGCUCCUGCUCCCCCUGCUCACGCUCGGCACCGCGCUCGCCUCCCUCGGCUCGGCCCAAAGCAACAGCUUCAGCCCCGAAGCCUGGCUGCAGCAGUAUGGCUACCUGCCUCCAGGGGACCUACGCACCCACACACAGCGCUCACCUCAGUCACUGUCAGCUGCCAUUGCUGCCAUGCAGAGGUUCUACGGUUUGCGAGUGACAGGCAAGGCUGAUACAGACACGAUGAAGGCCAUGAGGCGCCCCCGCUGCGGUGUUCCAGACAAGUUUGGGGCUGAGAUCAAGGCCAAUGUCCGAAGGAAGCGCUACGCCCUCCAGGGCCUCAAAUGGCAGCAUAAUGAGAUCACUUUCUGCAUCCAGAAUUACACCCCCAAGGUGGGCGAAUAUGCCACAUUCGAGGCCAUUCGCAAGGCAUUCCGCGUGUGGGAGAGCGCCACACCGCUGCGCUUCCGCGAGGUGCACUAUGCCUACAUCCGCGAUGGCCGUGAGAAGCAGGCCGACAUCAUGAUCUUCUUUGCCGAGGGCUUCCAUGGCGACAGCACGCCCUUCGAUGGCGAGGGUGGCUUCCUGGCCCACGCCUACUUCCCGGGCCCCAACAUCGGAGGGGACACCCACUUUGACUCCGCAGAGCCCUGGACUGUCCGGAAUGAGGACCUGGAUGGGAAUGACAUCUUCCUGGUGGCUGUGCAUGAGCUGGGCCAUGCCCUGGGCCUGGAGCACUCCAACGACCCCUCAGCCAUCAUGGCACCGUUUUACCAAUGGAUGGACACAGAGAACUUCGUGCUGCCUGAUGAUGACCUCCGGGGCAUCCAGCAGCUUUAUGGGAGCCAUCCGGGGUCCCCCACAAAGAUGCCUCCUGGACCCAGGACAACCUCCCGGACUUUUGACCCCGAUAAGCCCAGGAACCCCACCUACGGGCCCAACAUCUGUGACGGGAACUUUGACACCGUGGCCGUGCUCCGAGGGGAGAUGUUUGUCUUCAAGGAGCGCUGGUUCUGGAGGGUGAGGAACAACCAAGUGAUGGACGGCUACCCAAUGCCCAUCGGCCAGUUCUGGCGGGGCCUGCCUGCGUCCAUCAACACUGCCUACGAGAGGAAGGAUGGCAAAUUCGUCUUCUUCAAAGGAGAUAAGCACUGGGUGUUUGACGAGGCUUCCCUGGAGCCUGGCUACCCCAGGCACAUCAAGGAGCUGGGCCGAGGGCUUCCCACCGACAAGAUCGAUGCCGCUCUCUUCUGGAUGCCCAAUGGAAAGACCUACUUCUUCCGGGGAAACAAGUACUACCGAUUCAACGAGGAGCUCAGGGCAGUGGACAGCGAGUACCCCAAGAACAUCAAAGUGUGGGAAGGCAUCCCCGAGUCUCCCAAAGGAUCAUUCAUGGGCAGUGAUGAAGUCUUCACUUACUUCUACAAGGGGAACAAAUACUGGAAAUUCAACAACCAGAAGCUGAAGGUGGAGCCCGGCUACCCCAAGUCCGCGCUGCGGGACUGGAUGGGCUGCCCGGCGGGGGGCCGGCCGGAUGAGGGGACUGAGGAGGAGACGGAGGUGAUCAUCAUCGAGGUGGACGAGGAGGGCAGCGGGGCCGUGAGCGCGGCCGCCGUGGUGCUGCCCGUGCUGCUGCUACUCCUGGUGCUGGCCGUGGGCCUGGCGGUCUUCUUCUUCAGGCGCCAUGGGACUCCAAAGCGACUGCUCUACUGCCAGCGUUCCCUGCUGGACAAGGUCUGACCCCCACCGCUGGCCCACCCACUCCCACCGCGAGGACUUUGCUCUGAAGGCCAGUGGCAGCAGGUGGUGGUGGGUGGGCUCUCCCGCCCAUCCCCAGCCCCCUCCUUCCAGCCUCCCUGCUCUUCUCUGUCCCCCGACUGGCCACUCCCACACUCACCCCUGCCAUUGCUUCUUCCCUAGCGGGGUCCCCUGAGGACUGAGCAGGAGGGCAGGCGGCCCCUUCCAGCCUCUGGCCCUCAGCUUGGUGUGUGUCCAGCCCCAUGCAAAUGUCUUGGGGGCUCUGCACUUGAAGGCGAGACCCUCAGACCUCACUGGUAAAGGUCACAUGGGGUCAUCUGCUCCUUUGCUACCCCUGACAUAUACCUUAAACCUCUGAACUCUGACCUCAGGAGGCUAUGGGCACGCCUGCCCCCAGGAGCCCCAGGUGUAAGCAGUGAGCACUUCCCGGGACCCCUUCUGGCAGGAAAGGGAAUCCACUCUUUUUGGGGAUGGAGACCGUGAGGGUGUGAGGUGGUGGGGAGUGCCCAGCCACGCUAAAAUCCCGGGAAGAAGACCCAGAGAGGAUCUGUGUGGCUUAGUCAGUGUCAAGUUCCUCUCACAAACGUGUGCCUCUGCCCCCCAUGCCUGCCCCCCGCUACCCCAGAGACCUUCCAAGGAAGGAGCCUGAGCCAUUAAAGGACUAAACUGGGGCUGAAGAAACCCUUGGCCAACCCCCCCAAUGUCAGCCUCAGGUGGGGUGUCAAGGCCAAGGGUUGUGCUUCCCCGGGAGCGGAGAGUUCAGAGGAGGCCCCGGGGUGAGCCUGAAGCCACAGAGAAAGAACCUCACUCUAAUGCAGGCAGCUGGGGCUGGGACCAACAGGCAGAGCAGUCAGGGGACACAGGUGGCAGCAUGGCAGCAGCGGAUGGCUGUGACUGGGCAGGUCGGACCAGCAGGGGCAGCACAGGGUGGGCGCUAGUUCCCAGGGAAGGUCUCAGGAAGGGCCCUGAGGAAGGCGCACUGGCUCCUCCUGGGCCCCUCCUCCCUGACAGGCAGCGUGGAGGAGAGCGUGGGGAUCCCGGAGAGAGGGGCAGAGGACACACAUAGAGGGCUGGGGACCUGGAGACCCCAGAGAGAGAGAGGCCUCGGAGUUGCUGGGCCAGAGGAGGGUCCGGGGGAGCCCAGCAGUGCCCAGCCUUAGCCACCGCCUGCCUGCCUCCAGGAGUGGCAGGGGCCCGGCCCUCUCCUGGCCGGGUCAGCCUCUCACUUCCCGGAUGGCCACACUCCUCUGUCUAGCUUCCGGUGUCCUGCCCUCCCUCUCCCCCAACCCGGCCCACCCAUUUGAAGUUCCCUUCAGCCACCGAAGGUGGUCAUGGUACUGGGGACUUGGGAGAGGGAGACUUUGUAGAGGGAGGAGAGGAGAGGGGUG
Molecule: messenger RNA, 3448 nt
Organism: Lepus europaeus (European hare)
Lineage: Eukaryota; Metazoa; Chordata; Mammalia; Lagomorpha; Leporidae
Gene: MMP14
Product: matrix metallopeptidase 14
Exons: 10
Coding region: 294-2042 (582 amino acids)
Biological process (GO): extracellular matrix organization; skeletal system development; collagen catabolic process
Cellular component (GO): extracellular matrix
Molecular function (GO): metalloendopeptidase activity; zinc ion binding
Source: RefSeq, a predicted model, not a curated record